Messenger RNA from Larimichthys crocea (large yellow croaker), 3693 nucleotides. RefSeq names its product kelch-like family member 6 (gene klhl6). The transcript is spliced from 7 exons. The record is from RefSeq and is a predicted model, not a curated record. NCBI's taxonomy places the organism in Eukaryota, Metazoa, Chordata, Actinopteri, Sciaenidae. Gene Ontology annotation, molecular function: protein binding. Bases 183 to 2009 code for a protein of 608 amino acids.
AACACCUCUCUCUGAACAGGAAUAGGAAGUAUGAAGAGUACAGAAGAAAAAAAAAACAAAUCCACAUCUCAACGUGACUGAACUGCAAGCGUAAACCACAAGCGUCUUUUUUACUGGUGCAGGUGCACCUGAGGGAGCUGCACGCCGUUUCUUCUGAGAGGAGUGAGGUUUUAAUGUAAAAGAUGAGUGCCUCACUGGAGAGGACUACAGACUGUCCGUUGCCGUCUCUUGGAGAGGACUUGAUCCGAGUCGAGGACAGCGAGAACCUGACAGGCUCAAAUGAGUUUUGCUGGGAGGACGGAGGUCUACCAGUGGAGCUUCAGAGAGGGAUGGAGACCCUACGAGUGAACAGAGAACUGACCGAUGUGGUGCUUUGUGUUCAGGGACAUGACUUCCCUUGCCACAGAACCAUACUUGCGGCUGCCAGUCAGUACUUCAGGGCAAUGUUUUGCAGUGGCCUGAAGGAGAGUUAUGAGGAGCGUGUGGAAAUAAAAGGCUUGGACAGUGGGACGAUGUGCUCCCUCCUGGAGUAUACCUACACCAGCCGAGCCCUCCUGACACACUCAAACGUCCAGAGGAUACUAGAGGCUGCAAGUCAAUUUCAGUUCUUGCGUGUGGUGGAAGCAUGUGCAGGCUUUCUGAGCAAGUCCCUGCACUUGGAGACUUGCAUUGGGAUCCUGAAUCUUGCAGAAAGCCACGCUCUGCAUGGCCUGAAGACCGGUGCUCAGGAUUACAUCACCUCUCAGUUCUCCCAGGUAGUCCAGCAGCAGGACUUCCUGGACCUGCCAGCAGAGUCGCUGGAGGCUGUCCUACAGAAGGACGACCUCGACGUCAAGUGUGAGGAGUGUGUUUUCGAGGCGCUCAUGCGCUGGGUGAGAGCCCGGCAGGAUGAACGCUAUCCUUUACUCGCCAGGUUGCUUUCACAUGUGCGACUGCCGUUGCUGGAGCCUGCAUACUUUGUAGAAAAAGUGGAGUCAGAUGAACUGAUUCGCCGCUGCAGUGAGGCCUUUCCUUUGUUGCAAGAAGCCCGCACCUAUCACCUCUCUGGCAGGGAGGUUGUCUCUGAACGAACCAAACCCCGCGUGCUGCACUUUGUGUCAGAGGUGUUCCUGAUAAUUGGAGGCUGCACUAAAGAUGAUCGCUUCGUUCCCACUGUCACGUGUUUGGACCCCCUCAGACGGAGCAGGCUGGAGGUUGCCAGGCUGCCAUUCACGGAUAUGGAGGAUGAAUCACACAACAGAAAAUGGGUGGAGUUCGCAUGCAUCACUUUCCGGAACGAAGUGUACAUAUCUGGAGGUAAAGAGACACAGCAUGACGUUUGGAAAUACAAUGGCGCUCUGGACAAGUGGAUCCAGGUCGAGUCCCUGACAACUGGACGCUGGAGACACAAGAUGGCAGUUCAUGAGGGGAAGGUGUACGCACUGGGUGGAUUCGAUGGAGUUCAGAGACUCUCUAGCGUAGAGGCUUAUGAUCCCUUUCACAAUCGCUGGACGCAGGUGACACCUCUUGCGGUAGGUGUGAGCUCCUUUGCUGCUGCAAGCUUCGACAGAUGGAUCUACGUGAUUGGUGGUGGGCCCAACGGAAAACUGGCAACUGAUCAGGUCCAGUGCUGGGAACCUGGGACAGACUGCUGGGAACUACGGGCGCCCAUUCCCAUCGAAACCAAAUGCACUAAUGCAGUCACGUUCAAGAACUGCAUCUAUAUAGUUGGUGGAGCCAUGCAUGCCAUGUACUGCUACUCACCUUUGUCAGACUCCUGGUCCCUUGUGACCCGUCUUGGAGAGAGGGCAAGCUGCGCCAUCGCUGCCUGUAACAACAAACUCUUCAUCACUGGGGGACGGGAUAACAAGAACCAAGUCAUCUCCACAGUCAUGUGCUGGGACGUCGGUCGAGGGGUUUUGACAGAGGAGUGCGUUUUACCGAUGGGAGUGUCGCACCACGGCAGUGUGACGCUGAUGAAGUCCUACACACACAUACACAGAGUAACGCCUGCUCCAGAGUGCCAGUGACACAGACUUCUGUGAACAGGACAUUAUUGUUGUUGAAAAAAGAAAAUAGUGAAGAAUGUGUUUUUAAAAAGUUUUCUUUGUGUGUAUACAUAUAUAUAUAUAUAUAUAUGUGUGUGUGUGUGUGUGUGUGUGUGUGUGUGUAUGUAUAUAUGUGUGUGUGUGUGUUUGCAUUAUUAUUGCAUUGUGUUCCUUUUAUGCCACUUUCAAGUACUAAGAGUCAAUUAAACUUUAAGCAACACAGUGUUAUAUUGCAGCAGCAACUGUUGACUUUAUAGUGAUGAAUGAAUUAGUUUUUUAAUACCAAGAAAUAUGUUGUUUUAUGGCUUUUAUAGUUAAAUAUUAGAUUAGAAAUUAGGAUUAAAUAAUAACAAUUAUUAAAAUGACACAAAUGUGCCGAGCAAUGAAACAUUGCUGAUAGAAUUAAAUAAAUAAUAUGCAUAUUAAUAACUAAAAAUAUACCCCAUCGUCACUAGGUGUGACUUUCAUGGAGGAACUAAACCAAAGCCCUAGAGCACCUGUUGUUGUUUUUACAUACAUGCACACACACAGACACCAACACACGCACACAAACCACUGUGCACGCCUUUAUGACGAACAAACAAGACACCACUGGCCCACUGUAUUUACUGACAGGAUAUCUUCUUGGUAUAUCCACUGGUGGGUAGUAACGAGUAAAAAUUUACUUUUUUUUUUAAAACAAGUACUUUUUAAAUUAUACUUUUUUUUAAAACUUUACUCCUGUUCUUUACUUGAGAACAUUUUGAGCCAGUAAUCUACUCUUUACCUAGCUACAUUUGUCUUUUAUGCCUUUAAAACUAAAUUAGAAAACUUAGCCUUGAUAAAAAAAAAAAAAAAAUUAAAAACAUCACAUGUCAUAAGUCAUAAUUAUGAGUUAAAAAAGUCAUAAUUGUGAGAUAAAUAAAGUGUUGGGCGUAUGGGGAAAAAAAUCCAUACGUAUAAGACUGCAUAAUUAUGAAUUUUGAGUGAGUGAAAUUUGUCCACCGAAACUGGGAAACAUGCCAUCAUGGAAGAAACAAACAAACCCAGUCAGGACACACCUGUACGUGACGAUUCCCCUGCAUGCUGCUCUGCUCUAACUGCCAGAAAUCGUCUCAGCUAAAAAUAUUUCACAGUAAAAGCCAAACGUUAACACGUUAACGAGGAGAGUCCAACAACAGGAACGUUAGUGGGCCUUUAUUUUGAAAGGGGUGCACCACGGUGUCCUGCUAUAACCUGUUACCUGAAACGAGAAUGAGGUAUGUUGUCCAUCGAAUGAUCUUGGAAAAGAUAGUACAAGACCUUGAUAUCGCCACUGUUUGUCUUAUGUGCAGUGAUUUAAUUCAUUCCUGUGAAGAAAACUAAGUUUAGAUUAUUAUUUAAAGAUAUAAAAAAUAAAAAGGAAAACUCACAGUGAAGACCUGAACACAAGUUAUAUAUGCGGAAAAUCCACUCACACAAUACAUAUGGACGAUAUACAAUAUAUUAAAAGUAACUAAAACAUCAGGAACUCUCUGUUUAUUGUACAGGUUAUCUGCUGUUCUGUACUGUUCACAUGCUUGAAUACAAUGUGAAAUAUCCAUAAUAUAUCAUGUCACUUAGUCAGGGGUCAUCAGAUUAUAAAGAACAUUUGGGAAUCACUCGUUUGUUUGAAUAGCUGCUCUACUUUAUUGUAAAUAAAUACAUG